AAUAUGUUUAGUUUAUAAAGAGAUUAAAACAUAAAUAGAAUAAAGAGUUAAUAUACAACAUGCACGUAUUUCCAAAAGCAGAAAUUCUUGUUAUCAAAACCACAAGAGUAACAUUCCUGAAGUUUAAAAUUUCGAUAACGUAUCUUCACAAUUGCCCCCCAGAGCAUGCGUAUUAGACUUCCUCUGACUUUGCUCUCGGUGUGCCCCAGACUUGUCUAUCCCUCAGGCAGUCAUCUCCAGACACUCUGCAGUUUCCCAUCAGAGCCAGGGACUUCUGAUAGCUCUUGAGGAUGGUAUUCGUGCGCCCUUCCGAUGUGCCUUUCCCACAAGUCUGGUGGAGGUUCACCGUGGUAAGGAAUGGUGUCAGCAUCCCACUCCGAGUCCAGGACAUCACUGAGGACCAGGUGGAACCAGCCAUCCAGAUGCUCAUGGAGAAUUUCACUAGGGACGAGCCGCCUUGCAAGUACAUUGAAAUCAACAAGCAUCCUACAGCCGUAGCUGAGCUCGUGAAACUCUGGAGUGAUACCAUUAAACACAAAAUGUCCGUAGUUUGCGUUGAAGACAAAGAGGAUCACCCUCAGAUGGUAGGCGUCAAUGUGCUCACUGUGAUCUGCAAGGAGGAUAAAGAAGAACCGUUUCAUACGGAAGACCCCGUCUGGGCCCAGUUAUUCGGCGCUGUAGAAUUGGUGUCCAACAGCGUAGAUGUGUUCUCCCACUACGGGGUGGACAAGUACCUCACCGCGUACGGCCUGGUGGUAGCUAAAGGCUGGAGGGGGUUGAAGAUCGGCGCCGAAAUAUUGAGAGCCAGGGUGCCUCUCUGCAAGGCGUUUGGCAUCAAAGCCACGGUGACAGUAUUUACUGCGGCCGCUUCCCAAGCAGUUGCGACCAAGGCAGGCUUUGAAGACCUCCACGAGACCACAUAUGAAGAGCUCGCCAAGAAAGGCUGCGUCUUCCCUGGCAUCGAGAGAGACACCAAAUCCUCCAAACUGAUGGGAUUAGCUAUCGAUUAAAUGACUAAUUAAUAAAGAGAUAA
This is a messenger RNA of Chilo suppressalis (striped riceborer), 1033 nucleotides long. NCBI's taxonomy places the organism in Eukaryota, Metazoa, Arthropoda, Insecta, Lepidoptera, Crambidae. The record is from the annotation of a GenBank genome assembly.